AUGACUGCCUCUGCCUUGAUUGACCAGGUGCCCGGCCCCGUGUCCAAGGCUGCCUCAGACAAGCUCAACACCGUUUUCGACGCCCGCGCUGUUCACUUUGUCGUCGACUAUGACAAGAGCGAGGGAACAUACAUUGUCGAUGUCGACGGCAACAAGUACCUCGAUGUCUACUCCCAAAUCGCCUCUAUCCCCGUGGGCUACAACAACGCCGCGCUCGCCGCCGCGGCCAAGUCCCCCGCCAUGAUCUCGGCCCUCAUCAACCGCCCAGCCAUCGGCAACUACCCGUCGGCGCAGUGGCACGACGUGCUCCAAAACGGCCUGCUCCGCGCGGCGCCGCGCGGGCUCGACAAGAUCUUCACGGCGCAGUCCGGCUCCGAGGCCAACGAGCUGGCCUACAAGGCGGCCUUUAUGCUGUACCGGCGCAAGCAGCGCGCCGCGGGCGCCUGGACGCCCGAGGAGGUCUCGUCCUGCCUGGACAACGCCGCGCCGGGCUCGCCGGACCUCGCCAUCCUGAGCUUCGCGCGCUCGUUCCACGGGCGCGGCUUCGGCAGCCUGUCGACGACGCGCUCCAAGGCGGUGCACAAGCUCGACAUCCCCGCGUUCGACUGGCCGCAGGCGCCGUUCCCGCAGCUGCAGUACCCGCUGGAGAAGCACGCGGCGCGCAACGCGGCCGAGGAGGCGCGCUGCCUGGCCCGCGUCGAGGAGCUUCUCCAGACGUGGCGCUGUCCCGUGGCGGCCGUCAUCGUGGAGCCCGUGCAGAGCGAGGGCGGCGACAACCACGCGUCGCCGGCCUUCUUCCAGGGCCUGCGCGCGCUGACCGCGCGCCGAGGCGUCUGCCUCAUCGCCGACGAGGUGCAGACGGGCUUUGGCGCCACGGGCCGCUUCUGGGGCCACGAGCACUGGCGCCUGCCCGCGCCGCCGGACAUGGUGACGUUUUCCAAAAAGGCGCAGACCGCGGGCUACUUUUUCGGAAACCCGCUGCUGGUCCCGGACCAGGCGUACAGGCAGUUCAACACUUGGAUCGGCGACCCUGCGCGCGUUUUGCUGUGCAAGGCCGUCAUUGAGGAGAUUCUCGACAACAACCUGGUUGAGCAGUGCGCUCGUGUUGGUGAUGUCUUGUACGCUGAGCUGGAGAAGCUCGCGGUCAAGUAUCCUGCUGAGAUCCGGGACCUGCGCGGCAAGGGACAAGGAACAUUUAUUGCCUUUGACGUGGAAGACCCUGUUGGCUUUGUUGCGGCCAUGAAGAAGCGUGGCGUCAACAUCGGCACUUGCGGUGUUUCGACUGUUCGCCUUCGUCCAAUGCUGAUUUUCGACGAGACUCACGUCCCUGUCCUGAUCAACACGAUGGAGGCGGUACUGUCUGCCUUGUAA
Messenger RNA from Cordyceps militaris CM01, 1371 nucleotides. RefSeq names its product 4-aminobutyrate aminotransferase. Gene Ontology annotation, biological process: GABA catabolic process. Lineage: Eukaryota; Fungi; Ascomycota; Sordariomycetes; Hypocreales; Cordycipitaceae. Gene Ontology annotation, molecular function: pyridoxal phosphate binding. Gene Ontology annotation, cellular component: mitochondrion. The record is from RefSeq and is a predicted model, not a curated record. The coding region runs from base 1 to 1371 and encodes 456 amino acids. The transcript has 6 exons.